Molecule: messenger RNA, 2157 nt
Organism: Knipowitschia caucasica
Lineage: Eukaryota; Metazoa; Chordata; Actinopteri; Gobiiformes; Gobiidae
Source: the annotation of a GenBank genome assembly
AUGCCAGAAGAACCCGACGCACCUCCUGUCACAGUGGUCGCUCUUCAGCGGUACUUGUCUGAUCCAGCAGACGCUCAGCUGCUGCCUGAUGACAGCUACAGCUACGAUGUGACCAUCACAGACGGAGACAUCAGUGCACUUCCUCUACUAAUCAAGCAUGGCAUGGAGAGGAGCCUGUCUUUGCAAGGUGAUGUGCCACUUCAACUGAACCGUAAGCACUACCUCCCACUGUGGAAUAAUGAUGACCCAGAGGGAGCAGUGUGGGCCUCGGAGUCCCCCUCAGAGAACACUGUGCUUGAUGUGUCCAAGAUCACGUUUCUAUGUCAUCUGGAAGCACAGUUUCAAAAUCGACAGAAAACAUUCCCUCUUCUUGUAAAAAUAAUUCAAAAAUCCAGAGUAAGAUAUUAUGGAAAGUAUGGGCUCAAGGUGGAUUAUCCUUAUCAGGCCUAUUUUGAGGUGGCAGAUCAGAGUGGCACCAUGUCCCUUGUUCUGUGGAAUGACCUUUGUCCAGAGUUUUAUCAAAGACUUCAUGUGGGCACAGUGCUGUACCUUCAAAAUUACGCUCUGAAACAAAGUUAUCAGAACAGGACGCGCCCACACAUGGACCAUUACAGAGUAAAGGCUUUUAACUCUGUGGAAAUCUGCCUGAACCCACAUAAUCCAGUUUCCCAUAUAACUAUAAUUUCUCCGAAGAGUGUGCUGUCUCAGUGGGGAUUACCUGAAGUUUCAUUCCAGUUCACCACAAGAUCAGCAUUGAAUCAACUAUCAAACAAUUCUGUUUGCGACAUUAUUGGUUUGGUAACAUUUGUGGGGCGUGUGGAAAGAGUUAGAAGUAAAACCAAAAAAGGUCUUCCAGAGAAAUUCUGGACUUAUCGGUGGAUUCAUGCAGUAGAUGGCACAUCAGAUUGUCCUUUCAUUAUUGAAAUGUUUUCAACUUCGCAGCCAGAAAUAUUUCAUCACAUUUGUCCAAUGACGUAUCUGGUUUGCAACCAAAUGCGAGUUUGUCACGUUGAUGGAGGGUUGCCUUACCUCACCAGCAGUUGUGAGACACAGUUAUUCAUAACAGGUUACCACAAAGGGCAGCCAUACGUAAGUGAGCCUAAAGUAAAAAGCUUCAUUCAGUGGACCAAGACUCUGAAAGAUGACAUGAUCCUCAAGAAAACAACCGUUGGUGGAUAUUAUACCUAUCCUCCAGCUCCUAAAAUAUACACCCAGUCCUUUGAAGAUGCAUCAGCACAAGUUCCACUAGUUGCGGCCGCUGACCUAAAGAAGGAGUUUGAGACGCUUCAGUACAGAGAACAUAAGAGACUUGCUGUUCAAGGCCAGAUUAUGGCAGUGCAGUUUGUAAAACACCAAACAUCAGACAAUGCUCUAUGUGGAACAGCAGAACCAGAGGGUUCGGUUACGUUGACCCAUAUGUUUGAAGAUGGACCAGGUUCCAGAACUGAGGCUGGUAUAAGUUUAGACCAAACUAACAGGAAAAGAAGAGGUGCACAACAGUCUCCAGAGGAUACAAUCACACAGACUAAAAAAAGCGUCAGACAGGAGAAUACAAUGGGCGAACAAGUUGAAAACCUGACUGACAAUUCUACAAGAGAUUUUCAAAGUGAAGAAUCUGGUGGUGCAUCCUGGGAAAGUAGCAAUUGGCUGACGCAAAAGCUGAAUGUGUCGGAGCAUUUACAUCGAGGCAUGGUUUAUGACGACAGCAUUUCACGCGCAUUCACUUUUGAGGACAAGGAUUCCCUUUUGCACUGGAGCAACCUUCACCCAGCACGGUGGUCCUCGGAGCACAUAACAGACUCUGUUGCACCUGCGGCUUUUCCUGGCUACUACCGAGUUACCAUUUUAGGUUUGAACAGGCACUUAGCGGUGGAUGCAGCCUAUGUUCCUGUGGUGCACUCCGAUGAUCCUCGUGCAGUGGGGCUGUUACAGGACCCCCACGGUAACAGCAUGCUCUCCUGCCUCUCCUCUGGCUUCCUGUGCCCACUCAGCUCUGAUCCAAGUCCAUCCACACACCCACGGCCAGAGGAGGUUUUGGAAACGGCCGGAGAGCUGGACGGUUUAAAUGUCGUGUGUGUCCUGGACCUGUGUCAUCUCAGGGGAGACGAUGUGGAAGUCAUCCUCCACAAAGUCUACAGAGCCACUGAGACGAUAUAG